Ostertagia ostertagi is the source of this 201-nucleotide messenger RNA. NCBI's taxonomy places the organism in Eukaryota, Metazoa, Nematoda, Chromadorea, Rhabditida, Trichostrongylidae. The record is from the annotation of a GenBank genome assembly.
AUGAGUGAUUCCGAUGAGGACGAUCUUGGAUUUGUUCCUGGUACAGUAAUAGAAUCUUCAAAGAACAAAUAUGUAAUCGUUAAACUACUAGGAGCUGGUGGAUUCGGAGCAAUGUAUGCCUUGAAAGUAGAGAAGAAGAUAGAAACUAGGAAACAUUCCAAAUUGAAAAUGGAGGUACGUUCAACGUCAAAGAGUGCGUAG